Coccinella septempunctata (seven-spotted ladybird) is the source of this 3654-nucleotide messenger RNA. RefSeq lists its product as uncharacterized. The record is from RefSeq and is a predicted model, not a curated record. The coding region runs from base 16 to 3567 and encodes 1183 amino acids. Lineage: Eukaryota; Metazoa; Arthropoda; Insecta; Coleoptera; Coccinellidae. The transcript has 19 exons.
GAAAUUCCAGUUCUUAUGCAGAAUAACAGCCUUUUACACCUACUAUCCACACUGUAUAAGAGGCACCUGGUUUUCAAAGAAAUUACUGCCACUCAUUAUUCAUAUCAUGAAGCUGCAUAUGAUCAUUUUUAUUGUCUGAAGCGUUGCUUGAGAUCAUGGAAGAGGAUGUUUUUCCCGAUAUUAUUACUCACAUUCUUUGCCAGUGGGCACUCUGUACCUUCCCAAGAUACUAAACAAUCCUCCCCAACAGUCGCUGCUCCCUUUGGCAAAUUUCAAGGGGCCCUCUUAGAAAACUCAUUUGGAAAACCGAUUUUUUCGUUUAGAGGUAUAAGAUAUGCUGAACCUCCAGUGAAGAAUUUACGAUUCCAGCCCCCUGUUCCUAUCAAAAAAUACGAAGGCUUAUACGACGCUACAAAGGAUGGACCUGCUUGUCCCCAACCGAACCUAGAAGACCCAAUAUCUGAAGAUUGCCUCUUCCUAAAUGUUUACACAACUAAGUUACCUGAUGGGAAAGAGAAUCCAAAGAGACCUGUAAUAAUUCAUUUCCAUGCUGGUGGUUUCUACGGUGUCAGUAGUAGAAGCAACUGGGGUGGGCCUCAAUAUUUCAUGAACCAAGAGAUCGUUUUGGUCACUCUGAAUUAUAGGCUAGGAGCUCUUGGUUUCUUGAGUACCGGCGACAAGGAAGCCAUUGGAAACAAUGGUUUGAAGGACCAAGUCGUGGCAAUGAAAUGGGUGAAGGAAAAUAUAGAAGCCUUUGGUGGUGAUCCCAAUUCUGUCACUAUCUUCGGUUAUAGUGCCGGUGCUAUGAGCGUCAGUCUCCAUUUGGUGUCUCCAAUGUCCAAGGGACUCUUCCAUAAAGCCGUCAUAAGCAGUUCCUCCAGCCUGGGAAAUUUCGCAUUAGGAUACAACCAAUUGGAUGUUGCCAAGAGGUUAGCCAAGAUUUUAAAAUGUCCAGAUGAUACAACGGCCAAUAUAGUGAAAUGCCUCAAGGAAAAAUCUGCUAAGGAAUUGGGAGAUUCCCUGUUGCCCCUAUUUGAGGUCGGUUAUGAACCUGUACUACUUUAUAAGCCAGUGAUCGAAAAGGACUUUGGCCAGGAAAGAUUCUUAACAGACCACCCUAUCAAACUCGUCCAAGAAGGCAAAUUCCAGAAUGUUCCAGUGAUGGCGGGUAUAACUGCUGAGGAGUUUGGCCACAAAUCCAUUGAUACGCUCCAGAAUCCUGAUACUUUGAAGAAAUUGAACGAUGAGUGGGAAAAAUAUGCCCCAGUAUUUUUCUUGUACGAAAGAUAUACAGAUCGCUCGAAAACUAUCAGUAAAGGUCUAAGGUCAUUCUAUUUCGCUGACAAGAAAAUUGACAAUUCUACCCAAGUGCAGUUAUCUGAGUUAUACAAUGAAGCCCAGAGUGGAUUCGCAGUUAAUAGAGCCGUUAAACUACUGGCAGAGAAAAACACACAACCCGUCUACUACUACAGAUUCAGUUACAAAGGAAGAUACAGUCACUAUUACUUACCAGGAACCAACAACACAGUUACUUAUGGAGCCGUUCACCACGACGACCUGAUUUAUCUCUUCUACAUUUCUGCCUUGUUCCCGAAAUUCGAGAAAACUGAUAAAGACUUCCAGACUGUCAUGAAAAUGACCACAUUGUGGAGUAACUUUGCGAGAACAGGAAAACCAAUCCCUGAGACUUGCGGAAGGGUGGAUUUUGCUGAAUGGGAACCUUACAAUUCCAAGACUCAGAAGUAUUUGGAUAUAGGGGAAACACUGAAGCCGAAAGAGAAACUCUAUGAAAAUCGUUACGCUGAAUGGGAAAAACUAUUUCCACUUUCUCAGUAUGACAAAGUGGAGAACAUAGCAUAUUGCAUGAUACGACAAGUUUUCUUACUUGUUUGCAUCGGGCUGGCCCUUGCCAGGCCAGAUGUUAAGACGGUCAUAAACAACGGGAUGACACCUAUUGUGUCAUCGCCAUUAGGACAAUACCAAGGAACACUGAUGACUACCAGAUUAGGAAAACAAAUAUUCUCAUUUAAGGGUAUACCUUACGCUCAACCCCCAAUAAAUGAGCUACGAUUCAAGCCUGCAGUACCAGUGGCUAAGCACGAGGGAGUGUUCAAUGCAUCUGAAGAUGGAGCAGCGUGUCCUCAAAACACUGUAGAUCCAAUUUCAGAGAACUGUCUCCUACUUAAUAUAUACACCACUAAACUUCCAAAAGGAACAGAACAACCAAAAUUACCAGUCAUUGUUUACAUCCACGCCGGAGAAUUCAGCAGUUUGUCCGGCAGGAGUAACAGAGCUGGCCCAGAGUAUCUUUUGGACCAAGAAGUGUUGUUGGUUACCUUCAAUUAUCGUUUGGGAGCACUAGGUUUCUUAAGCACCGGAGAUAAAGAAGCCCCAGGUAACAAUGGCUUGAAGGACCAAGUUCUUGCUUUGAAAUGGCUCAAGGAAAAUAUUGAAGCUUUCGGGGGAGAUUCUAAUUCAGUAACAUUGUAUGGGUACAACGCAGGCGCUAUCAGCGCUGCCUUGCACUUGAUGUCACCCAUGUCCAAAGGACUGUUCCACAAGGUUAUCAUAAGCAGUGGUUCUCCUUUGGGUCAAUGGCCUAUCGAACACAACCAAAUGAACAUGGCGAAGAAACUUGCUAAGGCAGUGGGAUGUCCAGAUGAUAAUUCGGCCAAUAUCAUAAAAUGUUUGAAGGGAAAGACCGCCAAUGAGCUGGGAGAUUCACAAUCCAAACUGGCUGAAUUCGGUAACGAACCUUUGCUUACUUGGAAGCCAGUGAUUGAAGAAGAUUUCGGACAGGAAAGGUUCUUGGUAGAGCAUCCAGUGAAUAUGGUACGAGAAGGCAAGUUUGAGAAAGUCCCAAUACUGACAGGAUUGACUUCUGAUGAGUUUGCAGGGAGAGCAGUAGAUAUCUAUAAGAAUGCCGACCUGCUAAAGCAACUAGACGAACAUUGGGAGAAGAAUGCACCAGUAGUAUUCAUGUACGAAAGAGACACUGAUCAUUCCAAGACCAUAAGCAAAGCUCUCAGGUCAUUCUAUUUUGGAGACAAGAAAUUUGAUAAUGCUACUUUGUCCCAUAUGACCCAGCUUUAUGCUGAUGCAUUGUCAGGCUUUGGGGUUAACAGGGGAGUCAAGCUUCUCGCUGAGAAAAACACCCAACCCGUUUACUACUAUAAGUUCAACUACAAAGGAAGAUACAGUCACUAUUACUUACCUGACAGCAAUGGAACUGUACCAUAUGGUGUGGUUCAUCACGAUGAUUUAAUCUACUUAUUUUACGUGUCUGCCAACUUUCCCAAGUUUGGGGAGAGUGACACCGAGACACCGACUGUUGAGAAAAUGACCACCAUGUGGGCUAAUUUUGCAAGAACGGGAAAACCGAUCCCCGAAACCAACGAUAAACUGGACAACGCAAAAUGGGAGCCAUUCAACAUGAAAACCCAGAGAUACUUAGAAAUUGGGAACAAACUGACGGUAGCGGAAAAACUGUUCGAAAAACGCUACGCAGAGUGGGAGAAACUGUUCCCCUUGACUUCUUACGACAAGUUGAAGAAGAAUAUGGGUUGAUUCAAUCACCUCUAACCUGACUUGUUUUGUAAAAUAUUUUGUUCAGUUUUUACACACAAAUAAUAAAGUUGAGAUGCAAUUUGAAAA